UGCUGCGACUGGCCGCGAUCCGACCUGCCUGCAACCACGGGCUCCACUGGGACUGAGCCUAGCUGGGAAAGGUAGCGGCUGGAAACUGCAGCCAUGAGUGAGGUGCAGGCCGGGAAAUCAAUGGAAUAUCUCCACAAAGCCCUGAUCUUCCUUCAGGAUCUCUUUGAGUCAAUGGGGAUUCCAGAAGACCAGAGGCUAGAGAAGAUGGAAGUGGUGAAAAACCUUCUGGACAUGAUGAUUGCAAAGGAAGAGAAUCAGAAGAUGAAGCUUCUAGAAAGCAUAGCAUUACAUCGAGAACAACUAGAUAGUCUAUGCUUUGAAUUAAACAUGGAACAUUUUCAAGAGGAAGCCGGCAUCACUAUGCUGCAGCUGGAGAAGGACUUACGUAUCCAACUGGAAGUCAAAUUAAAGCAGAAGGAAGAUAGGAUGGGUGAGCUGAAAAGGCUUCAAGAGCAAGACCAGGCCUUCUGUGAGCUCCUCCAUACUUCCCCCUACAGCAUAGACGAGAACUUGGUGCCCAGCCUGGAGGAGCUGGACCAGUUCAGAUGCUACUUGGCAACCCUGGCUGAAACAAAGGCAUGCAGACAGGAGGAAUUUGUCAGUGCAAAGAAACAGAUCCUACUCCUUAUGGAAGAGUUAGAUUAUACCCCAGAUACAAGUGUUGGAAAAGAUGUAUUGUGUGGAGACAAAGAUACCUUUGAUCUGUCGCUGGAAAAACUUGCAGCUCUGCAUGACCUGCUCCAUCAGUUAGAGGUGCUGAGAGCUGAGAAUGAGAUUGUGUGUGAACAACUACAAUCUCAAGUCCAAAAGCUCUGGGACGUUUUGCAAGUUUCUUUCAAGGAGAGAGAAGCCCUGGCUACACUCAUGACUGGGCCAGUAGUCAAGAGGAGAAAAGCACUUCAGUCCGAAGCAGAUAGGUUGGAAGAGCUGAAGACUCAGAACCUGAAAAAAGUGAUCGAAGCUGUCAGAGAAGAGCUGGCUCUGUAUUGGAAAAAGUGCUUCUACAGCCAGGAACAGAGAGAAGCCUUUGCCCCCUAUUAUGAUGAAGACUACUCGGAGACUUUGCUCCAGCUCCAUGAUGCUGAGGUGGUACAGUUGAAACAUUACUACGAAGUGCACAGAGAGCUCUUUAAAGGCAUCCAGAAGUGGGAAGAAAACUGGAAGCUCUUCUUGGAGUUUGAGAGAAAAGCUUCAGAUCCAAGUCGUUUUAUUAACCGUGGUGGAAACCUCCUGAAGGAGGAAAAACAGAGAGCCAAGCUCCAAAAAACUUUCCUUAAGCUGGAAGAGGAGUUAAAAGCACAGAUUGAACUGUGGGAACAAGAGUAUUCAAAGGACUUUGUGGUGAAUGGGCAGAAAUUCGUGGAAUAUAUGAUGGAGCAGUGGGAGAUGCAUCGUUUGGAGAAAGAGAAAGCAAAGCAGGAGAGACAUCUAAAGAAGAGCCAACAGACCGAAGUUGAACUGUUUUAUGGCAGUGCACCUAGAAUUCCUGGCAAGAGGGAAGGCCUGGGAUCCAAAAUAACAGGCAAAGUUCUCAAGUCAUCCUGGAAUAUUGGUUCCCUGGGGCACAAGACGCUGAAUACCAGCCAGCCGGAGCACAACAGAACCAUUGACUUGGAUGAGACAGUUCUGAACAAUGGAUAUUCUCAGCCUUCCCCACUCCAGAGAAACUUCCAGAUUCAUUCUGUUGCCAGCACCUACUCUGAAUUUGUGCAAGAAUUUUCAGAGGCUUCCAAAUCUGAUGAUAAUUCAGGAACUUUCAACUCUACACAAUCCUGAAAAGGAUCCUCUUCACCUACCAGGUUGUGGGCCUCCCUGACUUCACUGGGGUGGUUUUUGACAUGCCUAUAGUUCAGGUUUAUUCUCACUUGAGAAAAUGUUUAAACCCGUGAUUGGAUUCCCCCAAAACAUCUGUGGCUUCUCAUCCUAGGGACAGAGUUCUGAACAAUAAGGUUUAUUUACUUUGACUGUGAUGUGAUAGAUGAAGCCUUGAACUUAGAGUCAGAAGACAUGGGUUCAAAUCCUCCCUCUGCCACUUGUCAGCUUUGGGACAGAGGAAGUCACUUUAACUCUUUUGUACUUUAGGUUCCCUAUUUGUUAUAUGGGAAUAACUUGCCUACUUAACAAGGUUCUUGGGAAGAAAGUUAUAUAGUGCCAUAUAAGUAUUUGUUAAUAAUGACUUUUAAAAAAAAAUAAAAUAAAGGUAG
Dromiciops gliroides (monito del monte) is the source of this 2204-nucleotide messenger RNA. Its product is annotated as protein regulator of cytokinesis 1-like. Gene Ontology annotation, molecular function: microtubule binding. Gene Ontology annotation, biological process: mitotic spindle midzone assembly; microtubule cytoskeleton organization. The transcript has 13 exons. The record is from RefSeq and is a predicted model, not a curated record. The coding region runs from base 94 to 1776 and encodes 560 amino acids. Lineage: Eukaryota; Metazoa; Chordata; Mammalia; Microbiotheria; Microbiotheriidae. Gene Ontology annotation, cellular component: cytoplasm; mitotic spindle midzone; spindle.